Molecule: messenger RNA, 363 nt
Organism: Cyphellophora attinorum
Lineage: Eukaryota; Fungi; Ascomycota; Eurotiomycetes; Chaetothyriales; Cyphellophoraceae
Exons: 1
Coding region: 1-363 (120 amino acids)
Source: RefSeq, a predicted model, not a curated record
AUGGCGGCAACAAACUCGAUCUACCGCUGGCAAAACAUGGUUCUGCACUCAGCCCUCGUCACUGACAGUCUCUCACUUUGCAUCUUUGGUCAAGCGCUUAGUCAGAUACGUCGGUGGCCUACGAGCGACAUCGUGAACUUCGAUCUUGGUCGCGUCAACGCCAGAGUACGGCUCGACCGCUACAAAUGCACAUCUUCUGGUGCAGUUGGUCGUGUCACCACCACGUCGACUCAUCACACGACGAUUGUCGCACUUGUCUUCAGGUUCUUUUGCUGCAGCGUCUUUGUCACCCUCGGCGAACGAGAUCAGGCUGCAACAAGCCUUAUGUCCUCGCAGGGUUUCACUCGCGCAGCCAACACAUAA